Parascedosporium putredinis is the source of this 384-nucleotide messenger RNA. Lineage: Eukaryota; Fungi; Ascomycota; Sordariomycetes; Microascales; Microascaceae. The record is from the annotation of a GenBank genome assembly.
AUGUCUCUUCACUACCUCCCUCCCACCUACCAGCGCGCCAAGGCUGCCAACACCAAGGAGGAGUUCCUCCGAUCCCGCGAGGCUUCUUCCGCUGCUGUCGCCUGGGGAACCACCUUCGUCGGCUCUGCCCUUCAGUCCUACGGUGUAGGCGCUCUCAUCAACGCUACCGGAACUCUCAGCUACAAGGGCGCCGCCUACCUCGGCAGCCUCAUCUUCCUCGCCACCUCUGCUCCUACCUACAUCAGCCAGAUCUUCACCGAGAAGCGUCCCUUCGAUACCGUCGGCGUUAGCAUUGCCGCGAAGCUCUUUGAGACUGUUGGCCUUUCCGUACUACUCACCUGGUGGGAACCCGCACCAACCCCUUUGACUAAGGGAGAGGUCUGA